UGAUUGGCCUUUUAGUCGCCCUUUCCGCGACUAUCGGGGUUAGCAGCGGCAGUCGGUAUGCCUGACCGCCCAUUGGGAUUACAAGUGACUGUCGUCGCUGGGAACCAGUGGGCGACGACGAAGAGCAAAAAGCAAUAAUUCGAAUCCACAGAGAAUGGCACAAAAACAGCGGGCAAUGGACAGAGAAACGACGCAAAGCUCGGCGGCGAGCUCUAACUUGAAAGUGGAAGACGUAAAAGUGACCGCUGUGGAAAUUGGAGCCGGCGGAGUGGCAGAUAACAAGCAGGAGUCCGCCAUGUCGCAGGUCGAAAGGAUCACGACGGGCUUUGGGGCACGGCCGGAAUGCUUCAAGAACACGCUGCAGGAGAUUGCCUUCGUGGCACAGGCGACGGUGGCGAUGGCUUCUUCUGCUUUUCUUGCCGGCACAGCACUCAUUAUCACGGUUCCUGUGUCGUUGGACUUGCACAUGACGCAGGGGCAGAUUUCUUGGAUUAGCGCUUCAACUUCGUUGGUUGCAGGAGCAUUUCAGCUUGCGCUCGGUCAGCUAGCCGAUUUGCUCGGCCGGAAGCCAAUGUUCAUCGCAGGCAUGGCGGGCUUUAGCCUAUUCGCGCUCCUCAUCGCAUUCGCACAGAAUCCGUACUGGAUGCUGAUUGUGUCCGGCAUCCUUGGCAUCCCGAGUGCAAUGGUUGUACCGCCUGCGAUCGGGAUCCUGGGCGCGGCCUACGGAGCCCCUUCGAAACGCAAAAACGCAGCCUUCUCGUGCUUCAGUGCUGGCAAUCCGCUAGGGUUCGUGUUCGGCACUAUCUUGUGCGGCAUUGCCACACAACUCUUCAACUGGCGCGCCGCGUUCCUUCUGUUGUCGAUUAUCUGGGCCGUAUUCACUGUCUUUGCGUUCUGGGCUGUGCCCAACGUUGAGACCUUCGAGCGGGCCCCAUUGAGACAGAGAUUGGGUAUGUUGAGACAAUUUGACUAUGUAGGGACAAUCCUCACGAUUCUCGGAACCGGGAUGUUUAGUGCUGGUCUCACACUUGGUCCUCAAGAUGGCUGGUCACAUGCUCAUGUGAUCGCGCUUAUUGUGGUAGGUAUUGUGCUUCUAUUAGUCUUCGUCUUCUGGGAGAGAAAUUUCCCAACACCCCUGAUGCCGCCGCAUAUCUGGAGAGACCGUAAUUUCAGCUUGAUUAUCGUCGUCGUUGUCUUCGGUAAUAUGAGUUUUCAAGCCACGGGGUUCUGGCUUGCAUUCUUCAUGCAACAAGUCCAGAGAUUGUCAACCUUGAAUGUAGCUGUGCGUCUGCUACCAAUGGCCAUUGCCGGCUUGCUAUGGAAUAUACUGGCAGGCCGAAUUCUUCAUAAGAUUAAUAAUACACUUUUGAUGAUCUUCGGUGCCGUCAGCUAUCUAGCGGCUGCUCUAUUAUUUUCCUUCAUGGAAGACGACAGUAGUUAUUGGGCGUUUAUCUUCCCUGCCCUGGUCCUAAAUGUUGCGGGUGCAGAUCUGCAGUUCAAUAUCGCCAAUAUGUACGUCUUGCAAUCGCUUCCAAGUCAUCAGCAGUCUUUGGCAGGAGGGAUAUUUAACGUGGUAAUACGAUUAUCGAACACGGUUGUCCUAGGAAUCUCAACAGCGGUAUUUAGCUCCGUCGAGUCAACACCGGCUGGAAUUGCAGAUCCAAUGCUCAAGUACGUCAGGACCUUCCAGACUACGGUGGCAUUGGCUGCAGCUGGAGUCGUGAUUUCGCCCUUUAUUAGACUGGGCACGCAAGGAAACGCACCGAAAAUAGUGAUUAGGGAGGAAAAUGAAAACCUCGGUAUUGCACCGGACGUCACGGCAGAUCCAAGUCAACAACGGGGAUCUCUAUAACCCCCAAGGAGGCGAUGAUAGCCGAGACAUACGAGUAGACGUCACAAGAAAGUCUAGUGACUUUGAGAAAAUGCAAUCAUACCUAGGUACAUUUGAUAUAAUUAGACAGGCAUGUUACAUGCUGCACCUAAGUACGAAGUAGAUGCGAAGCUCGGUAAAUCGACCAUAGCACACCUCAGCUACGCGAUUGCCGAUUUUCGGCCCGCUUCAAUCUAUCGGGGUUUAGAGCAAAACCUUGAAAUUAUAUACAUCCACAGUAGUACAUGGC
Messenger RNA from Xylaria bambusicola, 2120 nucleotides. RefSeq names its product major facilitator superfamily domain-containing protein. NCBI's taxonomy places the organism in Eukaryota, Fungi, Ascomycota, Sordariomycetes, Xylariales, Xylariaceae. Gene Ontology annotation, biological process: transmembrane transport. The transcript has 6 exons. Gene Ontology annotation, cellular component: membrane. Bases 155 to 1852 code for a protein of 565 amino acids. The record is from RefSeq and is a predicted model, not a curated record. Gene Ontology annotation, molecular function: transmembrane transporter activity.